GUCAAUUGACAUCUUUGUGAACGACACCUGUCAUUUAUAUUUUCUAAACAUUUUAAUAGUUUUUAAACUUUUCGUUGUUUAAAAAAAUUCUGUCAAAAAGCAGUUUUUGAUUCCAUUUAUAAAAAAAAAAAAACAGAUUAUUCAGCAAAACUCUUCCUCCAUUACCUCCACCCUCCCACGAUUUCUAUUUUCUUUUGCAUAUAAAUAAACUUAUACUUCCAAUAACUCGAGGAAAGCUGUUUCAAGUAAUUUCAAAAAAUCUCAAACACAACAUCAACUCAAACUAAAAAAGUUCAGCGUUCUAUAAAUUUAAGUUUGUUUAAUCAAAGGUCAAGGAAAAUUACAGUACUGCCAGAUAAAAUGUGCAAAAAAUUCAGGCUUAAGAAGUUUUUGACAGAUCAAACUAGAGUUCCAUUAAAACACUAGAAUGAACCUAUUUAUCCAGGUUAAUGUGAGGUACAUGUUUCUUUUUUUGACAGAAACUAAGUAAAAGCACAUGUGUUAUCCAUUAUAAAUCUGCAAGUUUUUACAGAUGUAGUCGUCUAUAUAAAUCUAGAAUUUGAUGUAAUUUUUCUAUUUUCAAUUUGACAAUCAUUUUGCUCCUGCAUAGCAGGGGCCAUAAUACUCAUUUGUAUAUAAAUUUCAAUGAACCAAAUUGUGUUUUGUUUUUUUUUUUGUUUUUGUUUUCCCUCUUUAUUGUUUAGUCUUCUUCUUAAAUUUACUUUUUGGGUUUGGAGUGUAGCAAAAGAAAUCGAAUGCAGGUUUAUUCCUUUCAUCCAGAUUAAAUAUUUUCUUCUUCUCAGUUUGAUAAUAUUUUUCUCGCAUGAUUCAUUUUGCAGAUGCCAGUUGAGUUUCUUCUAUUUCAAAGCUUUGUUCGUCAGAAAAGAAAGGAAAAUCAAAGCAUUGUCAACAACCUAGGUAAUGAUAAGUAUAAAUGAUUCUACUAUAUAUAUAAAGUAUAUUUAGGUAUAUUGUUCUUUUAUUUUUCUUUGAAAAAGGAAUAAUUAUUUACAAACCUGAGUUUUUUUCAUUUGUUUUUUUUUUAGAAAACCAAACCUUAACUCGAUUUAAAAUGAGUGUGAGCAUUUUGACACUUUUCUUUCAGUUACCUUUGGAAAAUUUUGAGUGUUUUACAGCUUUUUCAGUGAAUUUUUUGGUCUAUCUUACCAUUGAAAAAUGUGAAGAUGGUAUAUAGGUGCUCAACAUAUUGGUAUUAUAGCUUCCUGUAGAAGAAAGAAGUUUAUCAGAGUAUGGAUGAUGAGUCUAAUUAGUUCAAUAACAUGUACAUAGCAAAGGUAAUAAAAAUCAAUUCUGUCUAUUUGAUUCUGCUUCGUUCCAUAAAAAAAAUGUUAAAUAGUUAAUGAAUCUAUCGUAAAGAUAUGAAACUAAUCAAAUUUGUUUUGUUUUUGGCAACCAAAUUUAUCAUAUCAUAUAUAAAUAUAAAAAUAAAAAAAUUUAGAAAGUGCAUAUAUUAUGGUUUAUGCAAGAUCGUUUGUCAUUAUCUAAAUAAAAAGUUCAUAAUAUUUUAAUAAGAAGUUUAAUUUCUUUUUAUGGCAUGUGGAAGCUAAAAUAUUCUUCAAUUUUUUUUUUUUUUGUUCCUAACUAUUGAUAUCUAUUUUCAGAGUUGAUAUUAUUCUAAACAAAUUUGAAGGAUAAAUAUUUUCAAAUUUAAAAUAAAAUGUAUUAAGCAUAGUAAUGCCCAUGCAUAGCAUGGGCCAUAAUCCUAGUUUGAUCAUAAUUCAGUAAAUCGUUAAAGCCGUAUCUAUAUUUACCAUAGAUUACAAUUAAGGGGAAAAUCAGAUAAGAAAAAGAGAAAAAGAAAAUAGCUGCGCUGUACAAGUCGUGAACUAGCUGCUAUAAACUCUCUCCCGAAUCCCACUACACUUUGCCCUUUUUCAACUCUCUCUCUCUCUCUCUCUCUCUCUCUCCUAUGGAACCACCGCCUCCUUCUCUCUCCUCCACCGUCGUUCCCGCAGCCACCUCUUCUAUACCUCCUCCUCCUCCUCCUCACGUGCCAUCAUCUUACCCCGAGUCUCUAGACUCCUCCCCUAAGUCCCGCACCACCGAUGCCUGGGACGAUCUUCCUCCUCCCGCUGGCGGCGCCUCUUCCAAACUCCGUCUCAUGUGCAGUUACAACGGCCACAUCCUUCCCCGCCCGCACGACAAGUCGCUCUGUUACAUGGGCGGCGACACUCGCAUCAUUGCCCUCGACCGCACCUCCUCCCUCUCUUCUCUCAUCACUCGUCUCUCCAACACGCUACUCAACGGCCGCUCCUUCACGCUCAAGUACCAGUUACCCAGCGAAGAUCUUGAUUCUCUAAUCUCCGUCACCACCGACGAGGAUCUCGAUAACAUGAUCGAGGAGUAUGACCGUACGAUCAGUUCCGCAAAGCCUUCGCGUCUGCGUUUGUUUCUCUUCACGGCGAAGCCUGAAGCUACUCAAUCGAUGGGUCAGAUUCUAGAGAGUUCGGCUAAGAGUGACGAUUGGUUCCUCAACGCUCUCAAUAGAGGUUCCGAUGUCAAUCGUUUACUUGGCUUGGACGAUGCCGGAGACAAAGAUGACGAUUGUAAACAUCAGCAGCAGAAGCAACAGAUUCAACAGCCUCCGCCUCCGCCUCCGCCUCCGCAGCAAGGAGGUCAAGAUGUGCAUAACUUGCCGGACUCUCCGAUGCUGGAUACAUCCUCCUCGUUUGGAUCAACUUCUUCCUCUCCCUCGCUCGCGAAUCUACCUCCGAUUCGUGUCCAUGUAGAGGAAGCUAAGGGGAUGCAGGAUCAGAGGCUUGGAAUCGAAGAACAGUUCGCACGAUUCAACGUCGGGAAUAAGCUUCAAGACGACGGAUUCGCAGCGAUCUCGUCUCCACCGCCGAUGCCUGUGACUAUCACUCUUCCUGCUGCUCCGGUGAAUGCUACAACCGUCUCAAGUGAGGUCUUCUCCGACGACGGUGCUCCGGCUGGAUACAGAAAGCCUCCGACUCCACGUUCACAGCCUACUCAUCAGGUGAAAUCGAACAGCGGUGGACACGAGAUGCCGUCACCCGAUUCUGUUUCCAGUGAUAGCAGCAUGAACAAUUCUGUGUUUCAUCAAAGACCUUCUGUUUACCAAGAGCCUGUUUCUCAGAUGCCUUCUUGUUCUUCCACUGUAGUUACUGGUCUGAUUAAUCCCUCCGAUCCAAACACACUCUUAUCUCAUAAUCAAAAUCAGAAUCGGAAUCAGGACUCGGGCUACAUCCUUCACCCUCAACAGCAACAGUUCAUACACGCACCUCAGUACCUUCAUCACCAUCCCUCUACUGGCCUUCCUGUCCAAAGUUACAUCCAGGUUUACCCUUCCCAGCCUCAGCAGUCCUUCCACAUGCACCCUAGUCAACUAGAUCACCAGCCUUACCCCUUUUAUUAUGCCACUGCUCCAGUCCCACCUAAGCCUUACAAUAUUCCUCUCACCCAAUCUGGCAGUGUGAGUGAUUCUCUAGGGUCUCUCCCUUCUAGCCAUCCCCAGACGCUGCCUAAUUCCACCAUGAUGGCUCCACCACCUAACAAUCAUUUGAGAAAUACUCCGCAAGCUACGGGUGGUGCUCAGAUUGUUCACCAGGUACCACCUAUAAGUCAGCAGCAAUUCAUGGGGUAUUCUCAGAUUCAUCACCCACCCCAGUCUGGUUCAGCUGGGAUUCCCAACUAUGGAUAUGAAUAUGUGGAAAAUGCGCCUAAGCAGGUAUACUACACGCAACAGAUGGGUCACGCACAGUAUCAGACAAUGACCGGGCCUCCACCUGCCAUGGUGUUGCCUGAUGGCUCUCCUGUUGCUGCUAAGCUUCCAGCUGAGAACAUGACUCAACAGAUCCAGAGUUCACACCCAUUGUGACACACAAGGAAGAUGGAUAACAAUUUUGGAUGAAGGAACUCGGGUUGGUUUCGGAACAUAUAAAUGUAUAUCUUUUUUUUUCUCUCUUAUUUUCUAAGUUGCUGCACUAUCAAGUGUCUAGUUUCAUGUUUGUUUAUGGACUAUGUCAAAAUGUGUUGUGUGAGUAAGUAUAAGGUAGUAGUGUUGCUUCUUUGUAAUUUACAUUAUAGUUACGAUGGAUACUGGUUUCCUGGAUCUUAUAUCAUAUUAUUGUCAUUCC
This is a messenger RNA of Brassica rapa (field mustard), 4118 nucleotides long. RefSeq names its product R3H domain-containing protein 2. NCBI's taxonomy places the organism in Eukaryota, Viridiplantae, Streptophyta, Magnoliopsida, Brassicales, Brassicaceae. Gene Ontology annotation, molecular function: protein binding. The record is from RefSeq and is a predicted model, not a curated record.